ACCGCCACCAGACCCAGAACUCCGAGCUAGGGAGAGAGGGAGGGAGAUGGAUCGCGAGCACGAAGCAGAGGAGCACGAAGAUUACGGCGGCGAAAUCCCCGACGAAGGAGAAAUCGAGGGCGACGUCGACAUGUCUUCCGGUGCCGAUGCUGAUUACUACGAAGACGACUCCGCCCCCAAUUCCAGCUCCAAGGAGUUGGAGGACAUGAAGAAGCGGCUCAAGGAGAUCGACGAAGAGGCUGGCGCUCUACGCGAGUUGCAGGCUAAGGUCGAGAAGGAGAUGGGAGCUGUCCAAGAUUCCUCUAGCACCUCUGCAACUAUGGCUGAGAAGGAGGAGGUUGAUUCACGCUCAAUUUAUGUUGGCAAUGUAGACUAUGCAUGUACUCCUGAGGAAGUUCAACAGCACUUCCAAUCCUGUGGAACGGUUAACAGAGUUACAAUCUUAACAGACAAAUUCGGUCAGCCCAAAGGAUUUGCUUACGUCGAGUUUGUCGAAAUUGAUGCUGUUCAAAAUGCUCUCUUACUCAAUGAAUCUGAAUUGCAUGGUCGCCAGUUAAAGGUAUCUGCUAAGCGAACUAACAUUCCUGGAAUGAAACAAUACCGAGGAAGGCGACCCAAUCCGUUUGGUUUUCGAUCUCGGAGGCCAUUUGUCCCGGGUGCUCCAGUUUAUUCUCCUUAUAGUUAUGGGAGGGUACCAAGGUUUCGGCGGCCGAUGAGGUACAGGCCAUACUGAUCUCGUUUGGGGUGGCUAAGAUGGCAUCAACGACCAUGGGCUCUGGAGUUGUAGCAGUUAUUGUACUAUUUGUGUGAACCAAAUUCAUGUGGCGAUUUGCCUGGAUAAGGUCCUUGAAUUUUUCUCUCUAAUUUGUGGUCCAUGGAGGAACUGUUUAUUUACAUUUCAGAGGAAGAUAGUAAGCAACAGGGACUGUUUUACAUUAGAGAAGAACAUUCUAAUUUCCAUAUGGAUAGUUUGUUACUUUUACUUAGCAUUCUGAGGAUGGAAAAUGUUUAUUUCAUGUAA
Syzygium oleosum is the source of this 1021-nucleotide messenger RNA. RefSeq names its product polyadenylate-binding protein 1. The record is from RefSeq and is a predicted model, not a curated record. NCBI's taxonomy places the organism in Eukaryota, Viridiplantae, Streptophyta, Magnoliopsida, Myrtales, Myrtaceae. Gene Ontology annotation, molecular function: RNA binding. The coding region runs from base 47 to 733 and encodes 228 amino acids. The transcript has 6 exons.